Molecule: messenger RNA, 1784 nt
Organism: Nasonia vitripennis (jewel wasp)
Lineage: Eukaryota; Metazoa; Arthropoda; Insecta; Hymenoptera; Pteromalidae
Product: mite allergen Der f 3-like
Exons: 2
Coding region: 881-1360 (159 amino acids)
Biological process (GO): proteolysis
Molecular function (GO): serine-type endopeptidase activity
Source: RefSeq, a predicted model, not a curated record
CCUGCGUACAGAGAAUCAUCAGAAGAGCCGUCUUCGAGGAAUAGACGCAUGAGUAAUUUCAAUCAGCCGCGUGGUACCUACCCAGUUGAUUUCUAAACGAAACGAGCGAACUAAGAUAUGCUAAACGAGAGAAACUCGAUCUUCCAUCGAUUUGUUUAACAACCAUUCGAGGAAUAUUCCACCGUUGCGUGUGUGUCUAUCGUUGUAAGAGUAAAUAAAACACUACACGCCUGACUUGAUUUUGCGCAUCGAACUAGAGAAUCGGUUCUCUCAAGUGCACACAAUAAUGUUUGCCUUUCGUUACGUUUUCAUCGUAGUAGCAAACCGGGUUCAUUGAUGGAAUUACAUUUAUUUAUAGAAGACGGUCGUACGAGCACACCUGUUUGAACAUCGAUCUGCGUUCGGUAUUGAGCAAUCUGGCCCGAUGUUUCCUCGAAGAACAAUGAAAAAUCUAGACGCUAAUACGGGCUUCCCUAUUCGAACACACGCGCUGUCGUCAUCCCCGGCCGGUAACGCACUGAUGCGAAUGAAAAAUUCCAAAAUCUUUGACAUGUAGGCAAAGUGACGGUGUAUUCGAUAGUAGUAUUGACAAUUCUCAUUCAAUUCGAAACAUCAGGCAUGAAUUUAUUAUAUCGGCACCGAUUCGUGCAUAUAUAUAGAGAGAUCGGCAUCGCGGUUCAUUGCGAUCUGCACUUGGCAGUUGAGUAUCGAAAGCUCGGGAUGACUCUUUCCACUAUUUUCAAGUUUGCGUUUCUCGUGAUGACCAGUUGCUCGGUCGAUCAUGGUAAGCGUUACACAUGUAAACGUUUGAAAAUCCGAAUUUCGGGCUCAAAAUAAAAGUUUGACCAAUUGAAAAAUAGCGGAUAGCAAGCACGUGCGAAUGGUGGGCGGCUUCGUGGCCAAGCCAGGGGAUUUCAAGUACCAGGUGUCGCUGCAGUCCAACCACGUGCACAUGUGCGGCGGUGCUCUGAUCAGCGAUCAGCAGGUUCUCACUGCGGCCCACUGCGUCGUCAACGGACCGGACAACCACUUCUACGACGAGCUGACCAUCAAGGCUGGCAUCAAGAACUUGGACGACCCCAACUUCGUCUACGCGGAGGUUCAGGAGUUGGCCGUGUCCAACCCGUACAUGAACUCUCAAGAGCUGUUCUACGUCUACGAUUUCGCCAUACUCAAGUUGAGAACCAAGAUCGACCUGCGCAAUUCGAACGUCCAAGUGGUCAAGUUACCCGCCUUCAACACCCACGACAUCUACACGGGCAAAUACACUGACGUAGCUGGUUGGAGCACAGCGUACAACAUCGUGCGUAAAACCUACGUCGAUCCGAACGAACUGCUCGCCCUGGCCCUGGAGAUCUGAGACACGAAAUACUGCAACCAAGUUUUCGGCGGCAAGCUCCAAGUGGACGCGGAGAAGCAGAUCUGCGGCGACGGAAAGCUUUACGGCACUUGUCAAGUAAGUACACGUUGUAAAGAGUUGCUCGCUCGCAUCGACUUGGAAUAACGCGCAUCGAUUCAUCUUUUAGGGUGACAGCGGUAGUCCACUGGUGUACCAAGGCACCGUCAUCGGCGUGACCAGUAGCGCCCCCAUACCCUGCGGAAGGGAAAACAACCCAUCCGUGUUCGCGAGGAUCUCCUCGUACAUUCCGUUCAUUCGAGACGCGAUGGCGGGCCGCUACAGCUCGGCAUUCGCCGUCAAACGAUUCUAGUCCCACUUUAAUUUUACCGUCAUGUUGUUUGUUAUUGAAAACUAGUCGGAUCAAUAAAUCGCUCGAGCUAGAAAA